This is a messenger RNA of Colletotrichum orchidophilum, 153 nucleotides long. RefSeq lists its product as uncharacterized. The transcript has a single exon. The annotation marks the transcript as partial. Lineage: Eukaryota; Fungi; Ascomycota; Sordariomycetes; Glomerellales; Glomerellaceae. The record is from RefSeq and is a predicted model, not a curated record.
UACACUUUCUUGUCAUCUCCUUUUGCCAAUCCCACCCGUCUGCAUCCGACACCACCAAGACUAUUUUCUCCUCGCAGUCACAGCCUAACCCAUCAGGCAGGUUCGUUGCACUUGCACGUCCAUUUUCUACACCCAACGGCAAAGGCGCGGUAG